This is a messenger RNA of Pongo pygmaeus (Bornean orangutan), 7544 nucleotides long. It is a transcript of the gene KSR1, whose product is annotated as kinase suppressor of ras 1. The transcript has 20 exons. Lineage: Eukaryota; Metazoa; Chordata; Mammalia; Primates; Hominidae. Gene Ontology annotation, cellular component: membrane; cytoplasm; endoplasmic reticulum. The coding region runs from base 320 to 3028 and encodes 902 amino acids. Gene Ontology annotation, biological process: Ras protein signal transduction; protein phosphorylation. The record is from RefSeq and is a predicted model, not a curated record. Gene Ontology annotation, molecular function: ATP binding; protein kinase activity.
GGGCGGAGGCCGGCGGCAGGUGCGCGGCGUGGACUACAAGUCCCAGCAUGCCCGGCCGCCCUGACCCGGCCCCCGCCGCCGCUUAAAGGCUCCGGGAGCCGCAGCCGUCGGGUCGCCGGGGCUUUCGCUUUGCCGCCGCUGCUGGGAGGGUGGAAGCGGCAGACGAAGCGGCAGACGAAGCGGCCGGCUCUGUCGGCGUCCCGGCUCGGGCAGCGCCGAGGGGCGCUCCUGGUCCAGCUCUCCUGGCUCGGGGGUUCCUUGCCGAGGCGCCCGCGCCCCGGUCUCCCCGCCUCGGCCGCCGCGGCCCCGAUGCCGAAGCAUGGAUAGAGCUGCGCUGCGCGCGGCGGCGAUGGGAGAGAAGAAGGAGGGCGGUGGCGGGGGGGAUGCGGCGGCCGCGGAGGGAGGCGCAGGGGCCGCGGCCAGCCGGGCGCUGCAGCAGUGCGGGCAGCUACAGAAGCUCAUCGACAUCUCCAUCGGCAGCCUGCGCGGGCUGCGCACCAAGUGCGCUGUGUCCAACGACCUCACCCAGCAGGAGAUACGGACCCUGGAGGCGAAGCUGGUCCGUUACAUUUGUAAGCAGAGGCAGUGCAAGCUGAGCGUGGCUCCCGGUGAGAGGACCCCAGAGCUCAACAGUUACCCCCGCUUCAGCGACUGGCUGUACACUUUCAACGUGAGGCCGGAGGUGGUGCAGGAGAUCCCCUGCGACCUCACGCUGGAUGCCCUGCUGGAGAUGAACGAGGCCAAGGUGAAGGAGACGCUGCGGCGCUGCGGGGCCAGCGGGGAUGAGUGUGGCCGUCUGCAGUAUGCCCUCACCUGCCUGCGAAAGGUGACAGGCCUGGGAGGGGAACACAAGGAGGACUCCAGUUGGAGUUCGUUGGAUGCGCGGCGGGAAAGUGGCUCAGGGCCUUCCACAGAUACCCUCUCACCAGCCAGCCUGCCCUGGCCCCCAGGGAGCUCCCAGCUGGGCAGAGCAGGCAACAGCGCCCAGGGCCCACGCUCCAUCUCCGUGUCAGCUCUGCCCGCCUCAGACUCCCCCACCCCCAGCUUCAGUGAGGGCCUCUCGGACACCUGUAUUCCCCUGCACGCCAGCGGCCGGCUGACCCCCCGUGCCCUGCACAGCUUCAUCACCCCGCCUACCACACCCCAGCUGCGACGGCACACCAAGCUGAAGCCACCACGGACGCCCCCCCCACCCAGCCGCAAGGUCUUCCAGCUGCUGCCCAGCUUCCCCACGCUCACCCGGAGCAAGUCCCACGAGUCUCAGCUGGGGAACCGCAUUGACGACGUCUCCUCGAUGAGAUCUCUCACAUGGAUCCCCACAGAUGGUACGGAGGGAUAUCGGGCUGUCGGUGACGCACAGGACACAGGUCCCGGGAGAAAUAGAGUCAGGGUCAUGGGAAGGAGUCGCAGGAGCUUCCCCUGCAUCCAGUGCGAUGUCACGUUCUCCACCAAGUCCUGGCUGUCGCAGGUCUGUCACGUGUGCCAGAAGAGCAUGAUAUUUGGAGUGAAGUGCAAGCAUUGCAGGUUGAAGUGUCACAACAAAUGUACCAAAGAAGCCCCUGCCUGUAGAAUAUCCUUCCUGCCACUAACUCGACUUCGGAGGACAGAAUCUGUCCCCUCGGACAUCAACAACCCGGUGGACAGAGCAGCCGAACCCCAUUUUGGAACUCUCCCCAAAGCACUGACAAAGAAGGAGCACCCUCCGGCCAUGAAUCACCUGGACUCCAGCAGCAACCCUUCCUCCACCACCUCCUCCACACCCUCCUCGCCGGCGCCUUUCCCGACAUCAUCCAACCCAUCCAGCGCCACCACGCCCCCCAACCCCUCACCUGGCCAGCGGGACAGCAGGUUCAACUUCCCAGCUGCCUACUUCAUUCAUCAUAGACAGCAGUUUAUCUUUCCAGACAUUUCGGCCUUUGCACAGGCAGCCCCGCUCCCUGAAGCUGCCAACGGUACCCGGCUCGAUGACCAGCCGAAAGCAGAUGUGUUGGAGGCUCAUGAAGCGGAGGCUGAGGAGCCAGAGGCUGGCAAGUCAGAGGCAGAAGAUGACGAGGAUGAGGUGGACGACUUGCCAAGCUCUCGCCGGCCCUGGCGGGGCCCCAUCUCUCGCAAGGCCAGCCAGACCAGCGUGUACCUGCAGGAGUGGGACAUCCCCUUCGAGCAGGUAGAGCUGGGCGAGCCCAUCGGGCAGGGCCGCUGGGGCCGGGUGCACCGCGGCCGCUGGCAUGGCGAGGUGGCCAUUCGCCUGCUGGAGAUGGACGGCCACAACCAGGACCACCUGAAGCUCUUCAAGAAAGAGGUGAUGAACUACCGGCAGACACGGCAUGAGAACGUGGUGCUCUUCAUGGGGGCCUGCAUGAACCCGCCCCACCUGGCCAUUAUCACCAGCUUCUGCAAGGGGCGGACGUUGCACUCGUUUGUGAGGGACCCCAAGACGUCUCUGGACAUCAACAAGACGAGGCAAAUCGCUCAGGAGAUCAUCAAGGGCAUGGGAUAUCUUCAUGCCAAGGGCAUCGUACACAAAGAUCUCAAAUCUAAGAACGUCUUCUAUGACAACGGCAAGGUGGUCAUCACAGACUUCGGGCUGUUUGGGAUCUCAGGCGUGGUCCGAGAGGGACGGCGUGAGAACCAGCUUAAGCUGUCCCACGACUGGCUGUGCUAUCUGGCCCCUGAGAUUGUACGCGAGAUGACCCCUGGGAAGGACGAGGAUCAGCUGCCAUUCUCCAAAGCUGCUGAUGUCUAUGCAUUUGGGACUGUUUGGUAUGAGCUGCAAGCAAGAGACUGGCCCUUGAAGAACCAGGCUGCAGAGGCAUCCAUCUGGCAGAUUGGAAGCGGGGAAGGAAUGAAGCGUGUCCUGACUUCUGCCAGCUUGGGGAAGGAAGUCAGUGAGAUCCUGUCGGCCUGCUGGGCUUUCGACCUGCAGGAGAGACCCAGCUUCAGCCUGCUGAUGGACAUGCUGGAGAAACUUCCCAAGCUGAACCGGCGGCUCUCCCACCCUGGACACUUCUGGAAGUCAGCUGAGUUGUAGGCCUGGCUGCCUUGCAUGCACCAGGGGCUUUCUUCCUCCUAAUCAACAACUCAGCACCGUGACUUCUGCUAAAAUGCAAAAUGAGAUGCGGGCACUAACCCAGGGGAUGCCACCUCUGCUGCUCCAGUCGUCUCUCUUGAGGCUACUUCUUUUGCUUUGUUUUAAAAACUGGCCCUCUGCCCUAUCCAUGUGGCCUGCAUAUGCCCGAGUAACUGCUCUCAGAGGAUCCCACUAACUGAGCUCCCUCCAAGGCGGUCUGGGCAGCUUCUAACUACCUUCCUGGACGUGACUGAUUGCUCCCGUGUUCUUCUGAGGGCUGGUCUUGUUUUUGUUUGGGUGGCUCUGUCUCACUGCUAACACCUUAGUGAGAUGCCUUCCACCCUCCUGAGCACACCAGCCUCCCACUGGGUGUGUGCCUAGUGCGGGGCAGGCGGAGGUUGGGAGGAUGUUGGCUUGGCUUUUAACCUGUGGGGAUUUUGUCCAACAAGGAGUGGAAUGAUUUCAGAGCUGCCCUGAGGCUGGCACCCUGGUCACAGGAACCCUCUGCGCUGGCUCCUGUCUCUCAGUCCCCUCUGUAGAGUUAGGUCAGAAGAUACAGAAAGUUCUGUAGCCAUGAAAGAUACCAGCUUGGAAGGGUUGUGUCUUCAGUGGCACCCUCAGAAAAAUUGUCUUGAAGCAAAGAGGUACCUGGCUCCAGACAAUUUUUCUGAUGAAAACAAAGUCUCUGCCCCGUCCCCACCCUGCCACCCUGGCAAAGUUACUUCCUUUACAGCUGCCCAGUGUGCCAUAGACCAGACCCCAGGUCAGCAUUUGUCAAGAGCAUGGCUGCUGGGUCCCCUGCGGCAGUUGCUGCACUGUUUACUAAAUGCAGGUUUCUGUUCUCCCUCCCCAGCAAGACCUGCUGAACCCAGAUCUCUGGAAUGGGGCUCUAGGAAUCUGCAUUUCAACCUGCUUCCCAGGUUGCCCUGAUGCACCCAAGUGUUAGAGUUUAUUGCUAAAAGGAACAUGCCCUGUCACUCCUGGUAUCCUGGGGGUCAUGUUUCUCUUCUCUCUCAGUUCUACUUGGAACAAGAGCUUUCCUGGGCUGCAAAUGAGAAAACAAUUCCGAGGAGUCCACAGCAGUACUGAGCAUGCUGGGAGCUUGGGACUUGGAGAUGAAUGAGCCACUGUUGCUGCUCCAAGUAGAACUACUUGGAGUGUAGCUGAGGCCUUGGAUGCAGUAUGACCAGGGGCAGCUCUGCCAGGGCUGUUGGCCAAUCAAUCAUUUUCAUUUCUUGUUGGAGGCCAGGUCCUCUGCUGAGCUCAUUUCCGAGCUAGUGUUACCCUAAUUCUGAUGAAGACCAACGGGGCUAUAAUUCUUGUUUUUGUUCCUCUUUGCAGCAUUAACAGCAGCAAAGUUGUACCCCGGUUUGAAAGGUUUGGCUUGGGCGUCCUGGAGUCCAGUAAUCCAAAGAUGUAGCCAGCCAUGUGGUUUUUCGCUGCUGAUCUCUUUCUUUUUAAAAUGUGUUUCUGAAACAUCCAAACAACCACCACGACAAAAAAACACUGCCUGCCCAGCGCUGCAAACCAGGAGCAUGCGUCCUAGAUUCAGACUGUUCGCCAUAAACCCCACUCGGGAGAUGGAGCUGCACCUGCUAUUUCUUAAAAUGACACCACCAACAACCAAACCUGUCAUGACAGACAGCAAAUGUUUACACGUAUAUUUCUCCUGAGUGAACCUGAUGUUUUACAAUAGGUAAUAAUAAAAACAGUCCGUGCAUAGAUGCACUGGCACUGACGGCCAGGAUGGCGGAAAUGGCCGUCCCCUCUGAGGACCUUGUAGGCAAUGAGGGACCCAUGCUGGGCCAGAAGGAAGACAAACAUGGUGAUUGCAGCUGUUCUUGGGGUAGGGCGGGGAGCCCAGAAGGUCUGACCUGGCCUCUGCUUUUUGGCCCAAGACCCCAUCAGGGGAAUCUCUCUAGGGCUCUCCCCUUGUCCUUUCAAAGGGAUACUGCCCCUUCCUCGUCUUGCAGAGGAAACCCUGGCUAGGAACUGAGCUAGUUUAUGGAGUCUGGAGCUCCUGGAGAGCUUGGGUUCACCUUCUCACCCCUGUAAUCCAGGCUGCUCCUGCUGGAAAAGUAGAAACAGAAUCCAAAAAAGGUCUGGACUCACCCGGUGGUUCCCAGCCAGGGUUUCUGCUGCAAGGUGAGGAAACAUCCAUGGCUUGUACAGAUGUGAGUCUUUGAUGAAGCCCCCAGGCAGGCACCAAGGUGAUGGGACUCAGGGCCUUGGCUUUUAGAUACAUCCCAGUCCCUGACUGACAUCUGACCAUGAGGGCUGGAUGAGUGGGAACAAGGAGGAUGGAGGAAGGAGGAGGAGUAGAUGGCAAAGGUACCUGAGCCCCCUUCCCAGCCACAGGGUGAUGCUGGCAUUGUAAAAACCCUUUCUCAGUCGUGCCAGAAGGUUCUAGAACUGCCCACCUCUUCCAUUUCAGUCCUGCUGAAACCCUUUAGCCCAUUUCCAACUCCUCUGUCCAUGCUCUGAGCUCAGCUGGGUGGUGUGUGGCCUAUCACCCCUUUCAUUUAGACCUACCUAGCUGGCCCCCAUCUGCAGAACCUUCCUUAGCACCAUUAGGCCUUCUACUUGUGUCCAUUUGAAGCAGGAGGGGCUGGAUUUGGAAAAGUCUUUGACGUGAGAGCAUCACGCUUGUCUUCGUUAGAAACUCUCACCUGCAGAGAAAAGUUCCAGAUGGCAAGGGAGCCCUUAAGUGGAGAUUAGGUUGCGUUAGACUCCAAAACCAGAAAGGAAAAAGGGUGAUGGGAGUGGAGACGUGAUUGGAUUCAGGCCCAGAACCUGUGACCAUGCUCUGAGCUCAGACUUGGGGAGGGAGGGGUGUGGCUACCACCCCUUCCAGUUAAGACCUGCCUAGCAGAGCCCCAGUCUCCAGCCCCUUCCCUAGCACCAGAGUCUGGUCAAAAUGCUGCAGAAAAUGAGCUGCUCUGCCAGCAAGCUGUGGAGCUGCCUCCUCUCCAGGCCUGGCAUCCCUUGGUCAGCCCCUCCUUGGAGGGCACAGCCGUAUUACAGUGCCAGUGUGCCUGGCCAUCAGCAUCUUCACCCUUCCCAGUCCAUGUGGGGAGGCUGUAAACCACGUGGAUUCAGCUCUGUGUGGAGUUUCUGUGCUAUGGUGGGACUGCUCAUUUUGCCCCAUCAUCCCUUUGGCCUCCCACACACCUGCCCCUUCCCAGGGAUCACGUGUGUCUCCAGCCUUUCAUCUUUCUAUUGCAGCGGUGGCCUUUGUCCAGGCAAGAGCAGGCCCGAUGGAUGUACUGGUGAGCCCCAUGGUUGGACUCAGCCGUCCAACUGGGAGGAAUAGUAGGCUCAGUUCCUCCCCGACCCCUGACACCAGGCCGCAGUGGGCAUGCACAGGCCCACAGAAAGUCAGUAUGGGUUUUGCUUUUUCUCGUGAGCAUCACAGUUAAAGAAGCGCUCAUUGAGCAACUAGAGUGCACUUGGUCUUCUGCAAGUCCUGGGCACCUAGAGAUAGGAACAGUCACGGUCCCUGCUCUUAAGGAACUGAUGACCUGGUGGGGCCCUGUUAUCUUCAAGGAACCCAGAAGCCACUGGGCCCCAAAGGUGGAACUGAAGGACUGGGGGCAGCUGGCUCUCAGCCUGCCACCUCUGCACUGCCUGUCUUUAAAGAAUCCCACCCCACCCCAUUAUGGUCCCCUCUGUUCCCCUUGUAUUUCAGUGACUGUGAAUUGAGGUUAGGAAGGCACACCUGCCCUUCUGUGUGCUCUCUCCACACGAAGGACGACAGAUACUGUGAAUUCAGCCCUCACGGCCAACUGUGAAGGGGAUGGAGAAGGCUGGGAGGGCUCGGGGAGAGCUCUUAGGGGCUACGGAAGUCCCCACUGGGGUCUGAGAGUGGAACCCAAGCUUUGGCCCUCCAGGCAUCCCCAGUUUCCAGCCUCACCUCUGAAGCCCUGCUGCCUUUAACCACCAGAGCCGCAGCCCCCUGGGUUUCUGUCUAACUCGAAGUCUUGAAUCCUAGCUAGUUUGGGGUUGUGAGCAGUGUGUAGCAAAGCUGAUCUCUCCAUGUUGCCAAAUCAAAACACCCUCUGUCAUCCUACGUUAUUUCCUCUUGAGGUCACAGAGAGGAAUGGCAAGCCCUGGAAACCUGUGUUAUUCUCUGUUGAUUUGGUGUAGGCGGAGGGUGGAGACGUAAAUGUGAAGCCAGUUGGAGUUUGUGCUAUGCAGCAGUGUUAGCCAGGAUCUCAUCAGCGUGCAAACCUAGCAUCUUCUGUGGCCACAAGCCACACACUUGCUUUUUUUGAAUGUGAUGUAAAAUUUGUACAGUAAAGUUUUUAUAUUUUCUAUCAACUACAUUUGUCUUCCAGACAUGCUAUUAAUUUAAAUUAAAAUGGUUAGUAUUAACAAACAUGUUGUAUCGGGUUUUUUUGCCACUGGCAAGAACAUGCCCUCUGUGCUAAGCCAGGCCUGGGUGUCUGGAGUUUGUGAAUAAAGUUAUACCAAGGUG